Molecule: messenger RNA, 1666 nt
Organism: Camelina sativa (false flax)
Lineage: Eukaryota; Viridiplantae; Streptophyta; Magnoliopsida; Brassicales; Brassicaceae
Biological process (GO): triglyceride catabolic process; lipid homeostasis
Cellular component (GO): cytoplasm; lipid droplet; membrane
Molecular function (GO): triacylglycerol lipase activity
Source: RefSeq, a predicted model, not a curated record
GCCCUUCCUAGAUUCUCUCCUAAAACAGAGAAGCUAGAUACAGAGUUGGAUUGAACAGAGACUCUCGCCAAACGUUGCUUCCUUGGGAGACCUACAAAGUUUUCUUCUUGUAUAUCGUUUAAGUGUGUUUCCUCUCCAACUUCACCAAACUAAUUUCGCCACGAAACCAAACAGAGUCACAUCCUCAUGAGUGUUUUGUGUGCUGCGAUGAUCGUGUGAUUGAUUCAGAAUCCCUAACUUUUUUCGAAAAAAUUCCAGUCCAAAAACCAAAGCUUGACCCAUUGAUUCCAUGGCGAUGUCUCUCCGUUCCGCUCCAUUCAUCUCUCUCCGUGCAAGAAAAAGCUUCAACCUUUCUUCCAGAACCCUCGCCUUUAGGUUAUCAUGCUGUUCUUCUUCCAAUGGGUCUCCCCAAAAUCAAAACUUUUCCACAGAUUCCGAGAAGAAGAGAUCAUUCGCUGUUGCCACCGGUGAGCUUUUCAUCGGAAUUGCGUCGAGACUAUUGAAGUCUUCUAAGGAGAUUCAGAAGAAGACGCCGACGGUUGAUGAUGGAGAUAGAAUAGGUAGUGUGAUUGAGGAUGAGAUUGAGCCAGCGGUGAUAUGGGAACAAAGGAUUAAGGAUGUUGAAGCGGAGAAAGAGAGGAGAGUCAUUACAAGUCCUGGGUUUAGUUUCUCUGCUGCUGGUCUUUUGUUUCCUUAUCAUCUUGGCGUUGCUCAGUUGUUAAUUGAAAAGGGUUACAUCAAGGAAACUACUCCUUUAGCAGGAUCUUCUGCUGGUGCUAUUGUCUGUGCUGUGAUAACCUCAGGAGCCUCUAUGCGAGAAGCUCUUGACGCUACUAAGGAGCUUGCUGAUGAUUGUCGACGCAAUGGCACUGCGUUCCGUCUUGGGGCUGUCCUCAGAGAAUCCAUGGAGAGGUUACUGCCAGAUGAUAUUCACAUUAGGUCCAACGGGAGAAUUCGCGUUGCCAUCACACAGGUGUUUUGGAGACCUAGAGGUUUACUAGUGGAUCAGUUCGACUCCAAGAGCGAUCUGAUCAAUGCAAUUUUCACUUCUUCUUUUAUUCCAGGAUAUCUUGCACCAAGACCUGCAACGAUGUUUCGUAAUCGAGUUUGUGUUGAUGGAGGCUUGACAUUGUUUAUGCCACCAACAGCUGCUGCUAAAACAGUUCGAGUUUGUGCAUUUUCCGCAAGUAAUUUCAAACUAAAGGGUAUUGAGAUCUGCCCAGAUUGCAACCCUUUAAACAGGGCAACAGCUAGACAACUAUUAAAUUGGGCACUGGAGCCAGCAGAAGAUGACGUGUUGGAAAAGCUGUUUGAGCUGGGAUAUGCAGAUGCAGCUACGUGGGCUGAGAUGAAUCCAGUUGAGGAACUGGUGUAUGACGAUACUCCCACUCCUCAAGAGAUUACUGCUACUUAAGAACACACGAACUCAAUACUAUAUUACAAUAACCGUAAUUAGUCAAAUUUAUUUGCGCUACAAUAGAUUCUGAUAGUCUCGAAAAGCUAGCUGGUUUUAAAAGUCACGAAAAGUUGUAGUUCUUAGAUCAAACAAAGCAUAUGGUACAUCACUUUCAGAUGGAGUUCAUAAAAAAAUGUGCUUGUAAGUUGUAAGGGAAGCUAUUAGGACCCAACGAUUCUCAAUAGUAUGGUCCACAAAAUAUUAUAACUU